AUGACCACCACCAGCACGGGCGCCUCCUUUACCCUGGACCUUUCGACGGUGCUGUGCCUGACCUUCUGCCUCUCCUUCAUGCCAAUCGCCUACCUACUCGGCAAAGCGCUAAUUCCCUCCGGCCACACGCGCGAUCGAAUCCUCUUCUUCUGGCACGCCUACGACGCCCUCACCCACAUCUUCAUCGAGGGCUCCUUCCUCUACGAAUGUUUCUUCAGCUACGCCGCCUUACCAAAGGGCAUCGUCAGCUCAGGCCCCCACUUCCUCAAUCGCAUCGAUCGGAUCUACGGCGCCGCGCACGGCACAGGGCCCAGCGCCCGACUCUGGCAAGAAUACGCCAAGGCGGACGGUCGCUGGGCCACGGCCGAUGUCACGGUUGUCUCGUUGGAAUUGUUGACUGUUUUCCUGGGCGGUCCGGCCGCGCUGUACGUGUGCUACUUGCUGUGUCGGGCGUCGAAUGAGACGUUGAGUGUGCGUGCGCGCGGGGGAGCGAAGGCGACGCUGUGGUUUGUGGCGACGGCGUUGGCGACGGCAGAGCUGUAUGGUGGGUUUAUGACCUUUGCGCCGGAGUGGUUGACGGGGAGUGUGCAGCUGGCGACGGAGGAUCCGGUUUAUCUGUGGGUGUAUCUGUUCUUUUUCAAUACGUUGUGGGUGUUUAUUCCCUUGUGGGUGUUGUGGGAGGCUGGGAAGGAGUUGCAGGCUGCUUUUGUGUCGAGGGAGGUGGUUGUGGCUGAGCGGAAGGGGAAAUAA
Molecule: messenger RNA, 750 nt
Organism: Penicillium diatomitis
Lineage: Eukaryota; Fungi; Ascomycota; Eurotiomycetes; Eurotiales; Aspergillaceae
Product: EXPERA domain-containing protein
Exons: 1
Coding region: 1-750 (249 amino acids)
Biological process (GO): sterol metabolic process
Cellular component (GO): endoplasmic reticulum; membrane
Molecular function (GO): cholestenol delta-isomerase activity
Source: RefSeq, a predicted model, not a curated record